Molecule: messenger RNA, 3192 nt
Organism: Amphibalanus amphitrite
Lineage: Eukaryota; Metazoa; Arthropoda; Thecostraca; Balanomorpha; Balanidae
Product: opioid-binding protein/cell adhesion molecule homolog
Exons: 10
Coding region: 599-1834 (411 amino acids)
Cellular component (GO): neuron projection
Source: RefSeq, a predicted model, not a curated record
GCUUUCAAUGGCGCGUGCGGCAGUGCGCGGCGGGGGAGGCGGCGGCGGACAGCGGCCGGCGGCGGCGGGGGACGGGAGCGGCACUGACCGGCCAGGCGGUGGUCGGACGGGACGGGAGAGGAAGGUCUGACAGCGGGGAGCUGGCGCUGACUGAGCUUGAGCUGGUGCUGAAAGGUACUGGAGCUAGAUCUGGUUGGCGCCGCAGUUGACUCGAAGCGGAACUGGACCUGAGCUGGAGUCGUCUUUCGGCCGAACUGGAGCUGGAAGUGGGUUGCGCUUGAGUUGGCCUGGAGCUGAACUGCAACUGGAUCUGGGUUCAAUUGGGUUGGCUCAGAGCUGAACUGGAGCUCACUCGGAGCUGAACUAGAACCGGCCGACAAAUCUCAAGUGAACCGGUAUUGAGCUGGACCAUAGCAGUGUCAGCCACGAAAACCCACGGCGGAGCUUUUUAGCCGAAAACUCAGCUUUGCAAGAUAAAACAACGGUCAACACUGGGUUUCUACACCCCAGCAACACACAAAAAAAGUGAAUAAGACCACCCCGCCGGUGACCCGACAGAAGCGACUGUCGCCUAUAGCGUCCUCGGCAGGUGUGAAUAAUGGCCAGCCUGCAGAUCAAUCUCCUCACCAGUUUCGUUCUACUCUCGACAGCUUUUGGUUUGGAGCCGGAGUUUAAGAGGCCUCUGAACAACAUCACAGUUCCGGAGGGUCGGGACGCCACCUUCACCUGCGUGGUGCAUCAUCUCGGCGGCCACAAGGUGGCCUGGAUCAAGUCUGAUAGCAAGGCGAUUCUGGCCAUCCACAACGCAGUCAUCACGCACUUCAAUCGUCUCUCCGUCGCGCAGAGUGACCACAACACGUGGACUCUGACGCUGCGGAACGUACGACAGUCGGACAGCGGUCCCUACAUGUGCCAGGUCAACACGGACCCCAUGCGCUACCAGGUGGGCCUGCUGGAAGUAGUGGUGCCACCCGACAUCGUCACCUCGGAGACGAGCAGCGACAUCAUCAUCCCCGAGGGCGCCGGUGCGCGGCUGCACUGCAAGGCGGACGGCUACCCUCCGCCGACCAUCAGCUGGCGACGGGAGGACGGCCAGGACAUCGUGCUCAAGGACGGCCCGCGCAAAGAAAAAGUUACCCACGUUACAUCCGAAGUAUUGGAGCUCAAAAGAGUGACACGCUCGGAGAUGGGCGUCUAUCUGUGCAUCGCAAACAAUGGCAUUCCGCCUCCGGUCAGCAAGCGGACGAUGGUGACCGUCAACUUUCCACCUCAGGUGGAGGUCACCAAUGCCCUGUUGUCAGCCCACAUCGGCGGCACUGUCAUGAUGGCCUGUCGGGUCGAGGCGUCGCCACAGGCCAUCUACUACUGGUCACGCGGAAACGAUGCGAUCAUCCUCUCUGACAGCCGAAGGAGGUAUGGCAACUCCAGCUCCCUCUACCGCUACAACAUGACGCUGACCAUUUCACCGGUACGAGAGGAGGACUUCGCCUCAUACCGCUGCGUCGCCAAAAACUCCAUCGGAGAGGCCGAGGGCGUCAUCACACUGCACAGGGUGAUGCUGCCCUCCUCCACCGGCCCGGACGAGUAUUUCACCGAGCCGAGCCGACCUCUGGGCGACACCAGAGAGUACGAGCCGAGCGGCGACCUGCCGCCCUUCACUGACGACGAGGACUUCCCUUACGGGCGCCAAGAUGAGCCCGCCCGACCCCGCGGGCAGGCCGCCGAUUGGCCCGACCUGCGCUCGGAAGAGGCCAAAAGUUCGGCGUGGGGGAGGCACGGUGCGGUGGUGCUAGUCGUGCUCACAGUAGUAUCUUGUACAGAUGUGUUUUGGUAGGAAAUAUAGACGGAAAAGCGAUCACGAUGACGCCGGAAGACAUAUCUCAAGCGUGGUUAGGUCUGCAUGAUUUUGAUUCGUGUACAACGUAGCUACUCGUCCUUUCAAUAUAAGGAUAACUCCCUUUUCCCGAAGCUCAAUUUUUCGGCCACUUUUUUGCAUCCGUCGCAUUUAUCCUCUAUAAAAGCUAUAGAAGACUGUCAGAUGCUCUUGCUGAAUGCGUUUGUUCGAGACUGUGCCUAAUAAGUCCAUGCGUAGACACUGUUGACAUCGAUAUGUAUAUCACCUUGCUGAUGUUGAAGGCAUCGCCAAAAUAGGCAAGGAUAAAAUAAGUUACUUUUUAUCAAUUAGAUAAAUAGUCUUACAAGUGGAAAAAUUUGCACAGAUGUGAGCGUAACGCCUAAGGUCACUUUCAAUCAGAUUAUGUUGACCUUUCAGGUCACUAUAGCCUCUGGAAGAGUGAGACAGGUGUUAACAUCUGAUUCGCGUAAGGAAGCCAACUCAUUUGUGGCGUUCUACGGCCAUGUUCAUAAGCUCGUUAUAUAACUGUGCAUACUCUGUGAUGUGCUUGCACUCUGUGAUCGUUUGUACCAUACGAUAAUUGGUAUGUUUUUUGCUUACUCAUGCGUAGUGCUUUACUUGCUAGAUCAGAUGCUUAAUAAAACACACUAUCAUCCCGGUAAAUGCUAUCGGAAGGUAGUGCAUUCGACGUGGACGUCUAUAUGGUCGGCGGCACAAAUUAUAGGACAAAUGUGUGUCGACUCGACCGAAAGCGAGAGUAUUCGUAUCGUGAAAUAAUUGUGCUCACACCAGCUAGUACAUUUGAGACGGAGCGUUGUCAAUUGUGCAUGCCUUUAUUUCGAAUAUAAAUAGGUAUGUUUCAAUUUCAUACCAUUGAUAUCAUAUAUUAGAAUUCCUACAUGUACCUGCGACAGUUUGUGCAUCGCUCUUUAUCCGCUUAUUCAGUUUUAAACUAGUGCGUGCCGUGCUGUAAUUUAUUGUAGGUAAGUCUGACCUAUAAGAGUAGUGUGUGUAAGAUGUUAUAGCAGCUAAACACAUCAUUUCACUUCGUUGCCCCACUUUGUCGGUGAAAUAUGAAGAGCACAGACCCUCGAAGUCUAAGCCAACAUGAGAUUGAAAUGUGACGCGCCAGUUCAACGUCUGUGAAUGAAACUAGAGUGACGUGUACCUAUAUCUGACUUCAGCAGGAGAGCUGAGCCAUUUGUCUUUUAUUAGUGGAGUGGGGAGGCUUCUGUUUGUGCAAUUUGUGCCGAUGCUCGUGUAAAUUGUAAAUAUGAAUACCUGAAAAGGACAGUGUUAUGUAUAGCGAAAGAAAUAAACGUUACCCUGGCUUAACA